Messenger RNA from Talaromyces stipitatus ATCC 10500, 2518 nucleotides. RefSeq lists its product as uncharacterized. The coding region runs from base 288 to 2000 and encodes 570 amino acids. Lineage: Eukaryota; Fungi; Ascomycota; Eurotiomycetes; Eurotiales; Trichocomaceae. The record is from RefSeq and is a predicted model, not a curated record. The transcript is spliced from 2 exons.
AUCAUUCCUUCUUCUGGUAGAAUAUUUACGAAUAUUGAAAAGUCAGCAUUCAUCCCAGGGAAGAGAAAAACAAGUAAUCGCGCGAGAAGAAUGUUGCACUAUGCACCUUGAUAAUAUGAAGGCGAUGCCCAUUCCUCAUCCUCCUUUCUGUCUCUUUCCUCUCUUUUCUUCUUGUUUUUGUUUGAUGAUUUUUCGAUUCUUUCGACUGUCGCUCCUUGUCCAACAGUUCUAACUAUUACACGCUCUUUUAUUUGAUCGAUUCCUUUCUCUACUGACUUGCGCACAAUAUGGCGCCUAUUCAAUUUUUGUUUACGUCGGCUCUUGUGCUGUCGGCGGCCGUUGCGGCUCCUAUCAAUGCUAACCAUGGAAAAGUGGACACAACCACUCCUAGCAAGCACCAAAGCGAACCGAUACGCAUGGCGGACCCUGUCAAGUCCAGCGUCCCUGUGAUGAGCAUGGAUACUCAAGCUAUGAAAUCGUCUGCUGUUGCGAUGGCAGUUCAAACACCAUCAAGCAGUGAUAAUGGCCAACAGAGCGACGGCGUUUUGGGUGUCUUCAACAAGCUCCCUCUCAAACGCGGUGAGGAAAAUCGUCGACAGUUCGAAGAGGUCACAGAUUUAUUGACCAGUAUUAACUCCAUUGCCAAACGUGAUGAGCUUGAGGAACGCCAGUUGGGGCUGGUGAAGAGUGUACCUGAGACUGUUGGUCAGGCUGCGCAGGUGGAGAAACUUGUCGAGGGUCUUCCUAUUAAACGUGAUGGCAUCCUCGGAGGUCUGGGAGGACUGGGUGGUGUCCUUGGAGGUUCUGUAAAGCGAGAGACGGGGGAGGCUAAGACUCAUGAUAAGGCCUACACCGAAAAGGCGUUGAAGGGCUUCCAGGGGUGGCUUCAUCAUGGGUCUAAAGAUCAUAAGGAGAAAACCCCUGAAAUACCCUCAGCCGCGGACUCGAUUGGUCUUGGUGAUGUGGUCAAGCGAGGUGAUGCCGCCGAUCCUGUGACAGGUCUUCUUAAUGGAUUACUGGCGAGAGAUGCGGAAGAAUCUAAAUCUCACGAUGCGACCCACACCGAAAAGGCCUUGAAGGGAUUCCAGGGGUGGCUUCACCAUGACUCAAAAGAUCAUAAAGAGGGAACUCCCGAGAUACCAUCAACAGCAGAUUCGAUCGGACUGAAUGAUGUUAUCAAGAGAAGCAGUCCCGCCGAUCCUGUGACCGACCUACUCAGUCUGCUUGCUAAGCGCGAAAGCAUGGAAUCCGACGAGAACGCGGUCGAUGGACUCGCUAAACGAAGAAGUCCCCUUGAUACUGUCACCGGACUUAUCAAUGGACUUGCAAAGCGCGAGCACAUGGAAACUGAUGAGAACAUAGUCGAUGGACUCGCAAAACGAGGCGGUCCCCUUGACACUGUCGCCGGACUUAUCAACGGGCUUGCAAAGCGUGAAAUGGUUGAUUCACUAGCCACCUCCGAGGAUGUUGCAGAUGCACUUGAUGGACUCGCGAAACGCAAUGGGUUGGAUUCCGUCGAUCAACUCAUCAAGGGUCUCACAAAGGGCGGGCAAUUGAACAACGGUCUCAAUAUUCGUCAACUAAAUGUUCUCUCCACAUUGGCGACUGGUGCAUUGAGUAAUGCUGGUUCGGCGGCUGGUCAACUUGGAAAGGUAGCAGCUGGCAAGUUUCGUCGUGGUAAUGUCGAUGCAGGGUCGAUGGCGGACGCUGCUACGGCUGGAAUGAAUGUUGGAAAUCACAAGGCAGGGAAGGAUAAUGGUGAGAACAGCAGUGACGUGAAUGAUGUCGCGGAAGAGGUUGCUGAAGGGGAGCAUGCAUUGCACGAUGCAACUGCCUCGCCCGAAGGACGUUUGGAUAGGCGCCAAGUACCUCCCAUUGCUGGUUCUGAUGCACUGAGCAUUGUCAAGGGAUUGGUUGCUAAUCCAAAUGCUGCAUUAGACCCGGUCACCAAGGGUAUAUUGGUUGGAGGGACUGCAUUGGGUAAUCUUGCACCUCAGUAACCAUGCCUUUGUUUGGAUGACACGUGGAGAGAGGUUUCCAGAGCCGAGCCGACGUAUUAAGUGUUGAAAUAUUAUUAUGUUUAUUUGUGAAUUGGGUUUGAGUCCUGCGUGUCAUCCUGUGAAUGACUUCAGUUCUGGCAGUCCGUCCUGAGUGAAGUUAACUCACUCAAUCAGGCAUUUUGAGUUGAAGAGCUGCGUUUCAUACCUACUCGGGCCGGUCAAUUUUGUUAUAUAUCGUUUGAAGUUUUGAAUUGAUGUUUCAUAGUUCAACAUGCUCUGUAUAGGAUGCUAAUUCCGAUUCUGUCAUAGUGAAAGCUGAUCGAAUGCUGAGUCAAUUAGGCCACUAAUGUAUAAAAGGUCAAUAAUGAAUUUGUCAACGUAGCAUUUUUGAAAAAAGAAUGUCACCAGCAUAAGCUAACGCACUCCAAGCGAAACGGAUUAAAAGUAUACAACCAGGUAAAAGUAGGGUAUCAUCACAGAAAGCAUUUGCAAGAAAUUAGGAACCAAACAAGGCCAUU